Molecule: messenger RNA, 2558 nt
Organism: Vespa mandarinia (Asian giant hornet)
Lineage: Eukaryota; Metazoa; Arthropoda; Insecta; Hymenoptera; Vespidae
Product: putative sodium-dependent multivitamin transporter
Biological process (GO): transmembrane transport; sodium ion transport
Cellular component (GO): membrane
Molecular function (GO): symporter activity
Source: RefSeq, a predicted model, not a curated record
CCAAAAGAGAAGAGGAAAAAAAAAAAAAAAAGAAGAAGAAACAAAACAAAUUCUCUUUGUUAAACAAACCGUACCUUUUGAUACUCAAUUAUUUAAUCUUAAAAUGAACAACUCUAUACUAAUUACGUCCAAUAUUAUCAAAUCAUUCGAACCAUUCAAACAACUGACUUUACUAUCGCGUGUCUUGUAAACUGCCGAGCUAAGUUUUUACGUAAUAAAAACCUUCACGUGAACCUUCGCAUUUUUUUUUUUUCUUUUUUUUAUUCCCCACUCGAAAUAGAACAUUCAUUCGUGCAGGUACGAUCGCAUCGUACACACAAUCGCUCGGUCCUUACUAAAGCCUUCAUUUCAUUUUAUCUUAUCAACGGACAUUGUCCGUGUCGGUGUCGACAUUGUCGUCCACGUCGCGAUCGUUCGUUUUCCUUUGCCGACGACACCCUUGAGAAGGAUCAUAUCUAUAUAUGAUCUUUACGUGAUCGGCAUCAGUAUCGUAUUGUUAGAUACGUGUUCAUUCAAAGUUUCUGCUAUUGAAAGAAGAAUGGAUAAACAGACUAUCCAGAAUGGGACGUCGAAGUUGCAAUGGCAUGACUAUAUAAUCAUUGGUAUAGUCCUACUAAUCUCUGCCAGCAUUGGGAUCUAUUAUCGAUUCACAGGCGGUCGACAACAAACUACCGAGGAAUACUUCUCAGCCGAUCGAUCCAUGAAGAUUUUGCCAUUGGGGAUAGCCAUGACAGUUUCCUUCAUAUCCGCGAUUACGAUCCUUGGAAUCAGCGCGGAAAUCUACGUCCAUGGCACGAUGUUCACCGUACUUUCCCUUGGCUUCAUUGUUGGAGCGCCUAUCGCCAUGUACUGCUACCUACCAGUCUUCUUCGAGUUGAAAGUCAUAAGCGUCUUCGAGUAUAUAGAGAGAAGAUUUGGAAUAAAGAUUCGUUUAUUGGCCAGCAUCGCAAACUUCUGCCAUAUGACUUUACACACGGGAAUCGUUCUUUACGCUCCCUCAAUAGCCCUAGAGGCAACCACCGGCUUGUCCAGUACCUUAAGUAUCAUCUUAAUCGGCAUAAUCUGUACGUUCUAUUCAACGAUUGGUGGGAUGAAGGCUGUCUUAAUAAGUGACGUUUUCCAAGGCCUACUUAUGUUCCUAUCGACAUUGUGCAUUGUUGGGAUCGGUUCCAGUAUCCUACCAAAUGGAAUUUAUGAUGUUUGGGAUAGAGCUAUGAGAGGUGAUCGUAUAAAUUUGAACGUGUUCACUUUGGAUCUUACUAUACGUCAUACAUGGUGGGGUCUAUUAUUUGGCGGAACUUGCAUGUUUCUUACACUUUUUGCCGUUGGUCAGGUCCAGGUCCAACGUCUUUUGACUGUCAAAAACUUGAGAGCUUCCCAGAUGGCCCUAAUAUUGAGUGCUAUAAUAAUGUUUACCCUGAUAAUGACCACAAUCUUCGCAGGCCUCGUUAUGUAUGCUGUUUACAUGGAUUGCGAUCCAAUGAAGUCUGGAAAAAUAUCAUCGACCGAUAAACUCAUGCCAUAUUUUGUAAUUGACAAAUUGUCUUAUAUACCUGGCUUCACGGGGCUCUUCAUUUCCGGAGUCUUCAGUGCAAGCUUAAGCACGAUCUCGGCAAUGUUGAAUUCACUUGCCGCACUUGCCAUCGAGGAUUAUAUAAAACCGAUUUAUUCGAAAAUUGGUGCUACAUUUCCAAAAGAAAAAGCAACACUUUUGGGUAAACUACUUGCCGUUUUAAAUGGAAUAGUCUGUAUCUCUAUCGCCCUGAUAGCUGGAAAACUCGGUAGCUUAAUCGAGGCGGUGAUUGGAUUGAUAGGAAUAAUUGGUGGUCCUUUAUUGGGUAUCUUCACAUUUGGAAUGUUUUUCGAAAGUGCCAAUGAAAUUGGUGCAAUCGUUGGAAUGAUUUUCACUGUGAUUACGUUAGGUUUUAUAUCUUACGGUUCGAAAGUGACUAUAACGACAUUGCCAAUGUCCAUUGAUGGUUGUGAGAAUGGAACGUUACUGAUGUUGAAUGAGACAAUUGGAUUAAACUCGACGAUCAGUAACAAUUCGGACGUUCCAUAUAUAAAUCGAAUAUCGUAUUCUUGGUAUCCAGUGAUUGGAAUGUUAUUAACAAUUAUCGUGGGAUAUUUGACCAGUUUAAUAACAAACAAUUGUAUUGGCAAUACACGUGAUUGUAUUGAUCCUAAUCUCUUUACACCGUUUAUUGCGGCUAGGAUCAAAAAGAGACGUCAAAAUGAACAAAGGGUGACAUCCAGUCAGAUGUUCGUUUUAGAACCGAGUUAUAGAAAAUAAAAUGGAAUUAAUUUAAAUAAAGUGACACGUUAUUACUUACAUAUGUAUAAACGAAUUAGAAGUAUUGUGUUCAUAAAUUAUAAAUAAUAUCGAUGUCAAUUUGUAAAUACCGAUUAAGGUCAUCGUAAUUGUUAAAUUUCCGAAGUGAGAUUUUCUCUCACGAAGGAGAAAAGAACAUGAAAAAAAAGGGAGAAAAAAGAAAGAAAAAAAAAAAAGAGAGAAAAAGAACAAAGGAAGGAAGAAAAAGAAAUAAACAAAAAGAAAA